Messenger RNA from Amoebophrya sp. A120, 9330 nucleotides. The record is from the annotation of a GenBank genome assembly. Lineage: Eukaryota; Dinophyceae; Syndiniales; Amoebophryaceae.
AGGCAGUCGUAUUUACGGCUUUGUUUCUUCUAGUCUACAACUUCCCCACAACUUGAUGAAUUUUAAGAACGAGAACGAGUCCCACCUGCUUCUAUGAAAAGUACGAUCAUACCCCUGCUACGAUUUCUUUUUUGCUAAAUAUUCCGGUGUUUCUGUUUUUUUCUUCCUUGACCGGUGCGGCUUCGUGUUGAUUUUCACUACGCCGACUAGUACACGACUCAAGAACAACUGAUGGUAGGAAAAAACACGACGGCGCCCGAGGUGGCCUCGGCCAUCCCGCGGGUGAUCCCCCUCGCCGCGGGCGUCCAGGUGUGGGUCAAGGACGAUGCCGAGGUCUACAAGCCUGGCGAGGUGUUGCGCGUCUUGCCCACCAAGAGCGCGAAGCCGACGAACAAGAACACAUUAACCCGGUCGAACCUGACCAGCAGCACCGCUUUCUCACCCCGGUCCCGGGUGGCGAGCAGCGGAACAAACGCGUUAUCCUCGUCGCCCGCUCGCAACGGCAUUUCCACGAAGCCCGAUGAAGGGGUCGUGGAGGUCCGGGUGGGGUCGCAGACCAUGGAGCUGCUCCCCUCCCAGCUCCUUCUGCGAAACGAGUUGAAGAUGCAGCCGGACGGGAUCAAGACGGUGGAAAACGUGGACCAGCUCCCCUUCCUGCACGAGGCGGCGCUGCUGCACACGCUGCAGACCCGUUUGCACCAGGACUUAACCUACACCUACGCGGGCAACGUGCUGCUCUCCGUGCUGUCGAAAAGUAGCAAGACGCACACGGGGUACGAGGAAAUGUCCAAUUACAUCCGGGACAACACGCGGGAGUGCGCGAACUCCAAGCCGCACAUCUUCGGGCUGGCAAUGGAGGCGUUUUACUCGAUGUACAAUAAGGGUGUGUCCCAGAUGGUCAUGUUUUCCGGCGAGCAGGGCUCGGGGAAGACGGAGAACGCAAAAGCAGUGCUCCGCUGCCUCACCUCGCUAAAACCCUCGGCGGUGGAGCAGGCUGCCGCCGGGGCUACCGCCACUACGACGAGCGUGAUGGUCUCGCCCGUGAUUACCCCUUCGAUGACGUCCAGCGCAAACACGAAAAGAACCGCGGCGGUCACGGCUUUGCACGAGGCGGUGGAGCCGCUGCUGGAGGCCUUUGGGAACGCGUACACGGUCCGGAACCGGAACGGGUCGUGCUUCGGAAGUCUGACGGAAUUGUUCUACAACAUGAACAACCGGUCGCAGCUGGUCGGGGGAAAAAUGGAAACGCUGUUCUUCCAGAAGGCGCGGGUGACGGAGCUGAACCAGGGCGAGCGGAAUUUUCACAUCUUUUACCAGUACACGAGUGCUUUACAGGCGUCUGCGAAGGAUAACUACCGCUACCACUUCAAGGAUUCCACUAGCAACAGCUGUGUGUACAAGUUCGUCCCCUUCGAGGGCGUGAAAAAGGCGGUUUUACCGAAAAUGCUCUCGCAGGGCGGGCUGGUCAAGGUGAACGACGUGGACGACGCGGCGGACUUUGACGUGACCCUGCACGCGCUGCACUGUUUAGGGAUCACCGUCGCGGAGCAAGAGUCCAUGUUCCAGAUUCUCACCGUCAUCGUGCUCCUCAGCUGCGUCGCGUCGGAUGCGCCCGGCGUGCUGGGUAUAGGGUUUUUUAGUAGAUUUUUCGCUUCGAGCAACUCGAAGUUAGUAUACCACGGUAAAAAAAAACUCGUCAAGCUUGUUUCUUGUUCUGCUCUACAGAGAUCAUGCGUAAAAGAGUGACAUUCAGUAUGUACAAAAAAGAUUACGUACACGUUAUCAAAGAUGAAACCAGUUGUAGGCUCCUUCUGAAGCCAGACGUUGUACUACUAUCAGAAUUCGAUUAAUUCCUCUUCUCCAAACCUCUCGACACCAGGUCCGGCCAAGAAAGUGGACGAGCGCGCGGUGGAAAUGCGGCCUGCAGCUGGUUCGGCUGUUUUCGCACCCCUAAAAGCCAGAAUAAGGCUUUUCGCACCACCAAAAGCCUUAUUCUGGCUUUUAGUGGUGUUUCAAGCGAUCUACUGCGUCCAGCUGCACGCGCGCGCCUGCAGCGCCGCUGCGUGCGUACCCCACGAGGGCUCUCCGCGUCGAGCGUCGGCUUCCACUCGAGGAAGCCGACACUCUUUUAUGGCGCGCAGCAGCACUCAGUCCUGGGACUGAGUGCUUCUAGCAUCGAGCGCUAUCUCGCGCGUAGAGUGCACCUCCGCGUCGCCGCGGCAGCACCUCUACAUGCGAGCGCGCGCGCUUUUCAUGGUUGGGGCCUGUGACGUCGCCCUCUUUCGAGAGCGACGACGCAUUUUUGUGGAGGGCGCCACCGCCUAGCGGCAGCACACCUCACACUGCACACUGUGCCUGCGCGCGUUGGUGAAGUGCACCUCCGCGUGAGCGGCAGCACCUUCGCCAAGCGUAGCGCGCACCUCGUUGGAGUGCACCUCCGCUUUCGCGGCAGCACCUCCUCCGAGCACGGCCUGUCCCUCUGAGGAGUGCACCUCCGCGUGAGCGGCAGCACCUCCUCUGAGUGCGACAGUCGCGGCACCGAAGCCAGCGGAGUGCGAUCCGCACCUCUGCAAAGUGCACCUCUGCUUUCGCAGCAGCACCUGAGCAGAGUGCGGCGCUCAUAGCACAUCUGCAAAGUGCACCUCUGCUUUCGCAGCAGCACCUGAGCAGAGUGCUUGACGCACAUCCGUGCGGAGUGCAGUCUGCACAACCGUGGAGUGCACCUCUGCGUUGCAGCAGCACCUCCACGGAGCGCGUCAUGCACCUCCGCGUGGGCCGGGGCGCCUCGACGCUCCCGUGCCCACGGCUUUCUCUUUUCUUUUGGGGGGAUAUGGAUACCACACGGCGCGCGGGCCGUCUUGCUCUUUGUGUUUAUUCCGACAUUGCCAGACCGUACAACACACGGGCAACGAUCGAACGAGAAACCAAAAGGCCCGCACGUCGUUGCCCGGAGCGGUGUCGUCUCCGUUAGCUGGCAGCGCUUAACCUCAUUUUGCUAUUGAUAGAGCUGAUGGACGCAAAAUAUCAAUUAAUUCCUCUUCUCCAAACCUCUCGACACCAGGCCCGGCCAAGAAAGUGGACGAGCGCGCGGUGGAGAUGCGGCUCGGCGUCCUGGGUCGCAUAUCAAAAGGAAAAAUCCCCCCUCCCCAUAUCGAAAACGAGAUUUCUGAUGCUGUAUUUGAGUACACAAAUCGACUUGUAAUGCUAGAAGGCAAAGAGACGCAGCUUUGGCCUCGUUUGUAGGCAAUUUGUCAUGCUGUUUCCCACUUCCAGCUGCCCCCUGUCAUGCUGAAGAUGCAACGCUUUCCCACGCCAACCAGCACUAUAGUCCGCAUCUUUUCCCUUCUAGCAUGACAAAGCUGAUUUGUGACCACAAAUCUGCAUCGCAAAUUUCUAGUUUGAGUAUGGGGUGGGGGGAUUUUCCUUUUUGAUAUCGCAUCCUCGGCCUCCGCGACCUACCGAAGCUUGCCCACGUCUGCAACAACUCGGGCGCGAUCCACGCCCUGGGCCGGCUCUUGUACCAACAGUUGUGGGACUUCAUCCUGCAGAAGGCGAACGAGGUGUUGCUGCAGGACCGGGUGGAGGUCGAGUCCAACCCGACGGAUUUCGCCUCCGUGUCGGUCCUGGACAUGUUCGGGUUCGAGUCGUUUAAGAAGAACAGUUUCGAGCAGUUCUGCACCAACUUUUCCACCGAGGUGCUGAACAAGUACAUUUUCCAGGACGUGUAUGCGAAAGAACGGUUAUUCCAGACCCGGGAGGGCCUCCCAGUCGCGGUUUUGCCCCCGCAGAAGCUGCACCAGGACCACGCGGAGGCGGUCAAUUUGAUCCGCACCGGCGUGUUCCCCGUUUUGGAAGCACUGCAAAAUGACGGGAAAUUCGCCGCGGGGAUGGCGGAAAAGGAACGGAUGCUGAAGCUGGACAAGUUGUUCUGCCAGCGGCUAAGGACGCAGUUCGGGGCGGGAAAGAACCCGCGGUUCAUGGAGAAGCGGCAGCAAACCGACACCUUCGCCAUCAAACACUUCACGGCGGAGGUUGCUUACGCGGCGGCCGGGUUCAGCUGGAAAAACCAGGAUCCGUACACCGCGGAGUUGUACCAGUUCUUGAAAGAAGAAUCGGAAAACCCGUUUUUGCAGAACCUCCUGCAGAACAACAGCGCGAAGCUGCUACAGCCCGCGACGAAACUCUUACGGACGCAGGUAGACCGGGUGAUGCGGCUGGUGGAGGGGUCGGAGCGCCACUUCUGCAUCUGUUUAAAGCCGUCCAACAAGCGCGAGUCAAACUCCGAUUUAUUCGCGCGCCCCUACGUGGCGGAGCAGCUGCGGAUGCAGGGCGUUUUAGAGAUCGUGAAGCUGAAGCGGGGCAUGAACAAGUACAAGGUGCGGGUUGGACGUGCGCAGUUUCUGAAGGACUACGGGGGGUUGGUUCCGAAAAGAAUAUUGAAUGAAUUUAUGUCCUCCGAUAGUACAACACAAUCUGUGGAGCACGCCUCCCGGCAGUUUUUCAACACCGUGGCGGAAAAGCACUCGGUCGUGAAGGACGCGAUCAAAGCGGACGGGGAAAAUUUUAUUGGUUCCUCCACCGCCUUCCUCACCGAGCCCAUGUACCGGGCGCUGCGGAAGAUCACGAGUGGUUUGAACGACCAGGCGAUCACGAAGCUCUGUGCCCGGUGGCGGGGGGCGUUGACACGGCGGAGGUACGUGUUUAUCCGGAAGUCCAUUGUCCGGAUUCAGCGGUACGUCCGGGAGUACAUGACUUUGAAAACGAAGAGGAAAUUCCAGCACCUUAUCUGGCUCCUGCACGAGAAGGGAGAUAAGCCGAAGGGACUCAUGGCCAUGGCGAGACAGGUAGAAGUUGCUUGUUUGCUGCUCAGAGUUUGUUGAUUUUUGUGUUUCGGAAAUUUGCCUUGAGCACAGACAUGUCGUGAUGAAUAUUGUCAAAGCGUUCUUCAUCUCUUGGAGCGGUUAGCACGUCGAGUAGACGCUGAGUAUGUGCAUUUCAUCGAUAACAAGUUGAAAAAUUAUAGGAGAACCACACUACUAGCAUGUCGCAAGUAAAAUCCAUCAACCUAAAAAACUUUCAGAUGAAAGCGGACAAGGAGGCAGCUUCCGGCGAGAAGCCGGAGCUCCCGGCCCACGUGGUCGAGAAGCAGGAGGCCGCGGGCGAGCGCGCACGUUUGCAGCAGCAGAAGCUGGAUCUGAUGCACCAUUUGCAGCGACUGAAGGAGUCUUCCGAGAUCGCGGUCCCCUUCAGUUUCUACAUCGAGGGCGACGAAAUUGUGGACAAUGACGGCACCAACCGGCAGUCCGAGCAGUCCAUGGUCAAGCAGCUCUACGCGGUGCAGCAGCAAAUGGCCGACGCGAUCGGCAGCAGCGGCGACGGCCGCAUGCGCCAGUGCUGGGACCGGAUGCAGGGGGUGCUGCAGCGGUUGGUCCUGGACGUGGAGGGCGGACCGAAGCGAACGCAGUAUUUACUCGAAAAGCAGGAGCGGGACUGGAAACGGAUGAUGGAAAACGACCGGGAGCACUUUUUAGAAGUGGUCAAGCACAAAUUAGGCGGCAUCGUCGAUCUAACCCCAGAAGAGGCAAAACGCCGCGCCAGACAGUCCAUUACCAACAUCGACAUCGAGUUUUCCGUGUCCAAGUUGAAGAAAGAUUUGGCGGAGAUAACGGACGGGGUAUCUGAUGAGGAACGAGCGAAAUUGCACACGGAAGAGCAGUUUCGUCACUUCAAUUUUGACGAGUUGUCGCCCAUCUGGACGGAACGGCUAGUGAGGAAUCUGCGUAGGACGAAAAAACCGUUGGACGUUUUGAUCAUAGGCCCGAAAAACGUCGGGAAAACGGAGCUGGUGCGGAGGAUGUACAAAACCUGCAUGAUGCCCAUGCCGCCGGCGUUUUUGAGUAUAAGUUUUUAGGAAUUUUUUUGGUGUUUGGAUUCAGAGUUCUUUUUGUUAGUUUGACCUGAAAGGGAUUGUUGGCACUCCUACUGUGCAAACAACUACACAUGAAUCAUUCCACUUUCACUUUCACAUCCCACUAAACUUCAGACCCGAAAACCGGAGAGGAAUACACGUUCGCCACGCUGGGCGGCCGCGCCGAGAACAGCAUCCGUGAGGACCCCGAGCAUUUUCUGCCCGACCUAGUCCGCCAUGAUAUGGAUUUCGGUGGCGGCUUCAACCUGCGCAUCCUCGAUUGCCACGCGAGGCUUUCCGAGUCCAGUCUUUACCGCAAUUUAUACGGCCAAGCGCAUUGGGUUUUCAUUGUGUACACGGUGACGAGGCAGGAAUCCCUUACCUCCGCGUUGUCCCUUCUAAAAGAAGCGAAAAAGUUCAACAACAACGUGAUGCUGCUUGGAAAUUUAAUUUUCGAGGCGGAAACGGUGAAGGCGACCUCCAGAUCCGCGCAGCGCCGGGUCGCGUCGGAGUCCCGGGAGGUGAAUCUGAAUUACGUGAAGGCGCGCGCCGAUAAGCACCAGGGCAUCUGCAUGGAGACCAGCGACUUGCUGGUGGCGACGAAGCUAGCGGUCGAGUCCAUGAUGGCCCCGUCCGAAGUGGUGCAGUACGUGCCGUCCUUGAAAGAGGCCUGGGAAUUGUCGGUGCAAUCACCGCCAGCCCAGCGCCGGGAGGAGAUGCGCAGCGUCGACGACGCCUAUAAGAAAGAUAUCAGGGAACGCUUGCAAGGGGUAUACUUUUUUGCUAGAUGAAAAUGCUUUGCUUCUCGAUAAUUGUCGUGGGUACUCGUCUAAUUGUUCACGCGAGGACUUGAGUGAUAAGUAACGCAAGUGUAAGUGCUUCUUAUGUUUUACAAACGUGAAAUCUUGUGCUAUCGAGAAAAAUCUCUUUCUCAGGUGAAGGACACCACGCCGUCCCUGGAAGAGCACGAGGCCGAGAAUUCCUACGUUCGCUAUCCCAUCGCGGAAGCGUACGACUACGGUUUUAUGUCCCUGAUUCCCCCGAAGGAGGACGUCGCACACAAGGAACUGUUGCAGAAGGCCCACGACCGGACGGAAAAGCAGAAACGGUUGAACUACCACGACGACGCGGAGGGGAUGAAUAAAUUGAACAAAGACUACGAGGAAGAGGAUUACGAUGCGGGACAGGACAGGGAUUUAAUCCUCGUCGAGAAGAGGAAACCAAAAGUACCAUCCGCCGUUACCUGUAUCCAGUUCGGGUUGGAAAAUCGGGUGAAAACAUUUUCCUUCUUGGUCGUCGGCUACAAGGACGGGCACUUGGCGCUGUACCGCAUGAACCACACGCAGACGGAUUACGAGUUGAUCCAUAUGGCGUCUGAACAAGAAGUGGGUGUGGAGGAGACCACGGAUUACAUGCGGUUGGUGCAGGCGACCAGCAAGCAGGUGAACAAGGACCAGGGGCUGUUUACCCAUGUGUCCACCUGGAAGGCGCACCAGUCCGCGAUCACGUCUGUAGUGUUCACCUCGACAGAACAGCGGUUAAUCUCCACCUCCACCGAUAGGACCAUGCGGAUGUGGAAUCUAGAGACCGGCCACGACCAUUUCGUACAGCACGGCCACCCACAUUUGCAGUUCGCCGCGGAAGACGCGUAUCCCAUUUCCUGCGUCGCCACCAUCCCGGCGUUUCCGCAGUUGUAUGUUUUAGCGAAUGCCUCUGGGAACCUGCGUGUCGGGGAUUAUCUAGCGGGGUCGAUUAUCCAAAAAUUUUCGCACAACGAAGAGAUCCGCUGUCUGCAGAUCGACCAUAGACAGGGCAACUACAUGUUCGGCGGCACGAAGUACGGCGAGGUCUUUGUGAUCGACUGCGAGCGGCCGACGGAUUUUAAAUUUUUACCCAAUCUGUCGAUUAGACUGAACCAGCACUGGCAGGGGUGCACGGACAUGAAGUUCGGCUCGCUGCAGACCAUCGGGUCCCAGCCAGAGUACUCGAAAGAGAACGAGUUUGGGUGGCAAGACUUGUUGGUCGUGAACUGUGCGGACAAUUCCGUCGUGACGUUACAAGUCACGUUUGAGCGCGACUAUAACCGCAUUUUGACCAUGACAGUUCUCCAUCGGUACCCGAACUUGCAAACGGUGUUGCCGUUGAAAUCUUGCUUUUCCAACCACGGAUACAUCUUAACCGCGGGCGAGGACCGACACGUGCACGUCCACACGAUCCACAACCCAAGACACGUGUGCAGCUUACUACACGACGAGCCAACCGUCGCGGUCGAUUUAAAUCGGUCGCACACCAUCCUCGCCUCCGGGGAUGUCGAGGGCAACAUCUACAUCUGGCGGUGCUACGAGAAGCCCGGGGAUAGCAGCGACGACCUAGAGCCAAAUAGCGGCGAUUUCGAGCCGGGGUCGCAGGGCACGGAAGGGAGCGAGUACGCGCGAGGACCAUCAAUGCGGAAAUCGCGAGGCAGUGAUAGUAUGUCAGUGGGUGUUAAGGGCGGAGACGGGAUGGCGUCCAUGCGACAGCAGGGCUUCGGGUCCGCCGCCGAGGCGGUGGACGACGAUAGCGAUAUGCCGGCUGGGAACUUCCGCAACAGCGCGUCUAUGAACGAGCCGGGCACAAUGGGGGCACCCGCGUUCGGGAGAGUCGCUUCCGGUUCCGUUAGUGGUGGAAACAAGUCCAGCACGACGAAAAAAAGCAGUGGCUCCAGCUCGUCUAGCAGCGGGUAGAGGUGCUGUUGGGUCGUAGAUAGGUGGAGGUGACGAAUAGGAUUUUUUUCAAAAUUUACAUUUUCGUGUAUGGAAACUUCGAGUGCAUGGUUUGAUAGUAAGCCUCACAUUUCGCUUUUUGUCAUAACAUUUUCACAGGCAAAAAGACCGAUUGUUACACUAAUUCAAAUACUCUGAAUCUGAUUUUUUUGGUUUUCUUUCUUUUAGCAGAUGACAUCACAGGAUCACUAACACUAUCUAGUUGGAAAUUUCUUGUACACAACUUUUUUCUCUCUGUAUGAUAUCUUUUGCAUUUGGCAGACCGGUUUAGAAAGACCCCAAAAGGCUUUAUCGUUUCAAAGUUAAAGUGCUUACUCUUCCAAGAAUGUCUCGCAUUAUCGUCGUUUGAACUUUCCUUUUAUUCAUAACAUACACUAUUUUAGAAAACACUUGUAAGUUAGAAUUUGAACACAGUAAAUUUGGCUCGCGGUUUUAGUUGAAAUACUCGUAAAAUGUUUUGAAACGCAUAAGUGCACUGUACAACACGCGAAAGCUACCCCCGAAUUUUAGAAAAGACCCCCAUAUUAGACUAGGAAAUUCCACCCACCUUGUCCCGCUAGGUACAUUACCCUGUACAACUACAACGUCAAGCGCAAAAUGAGAUUUUUGGACAACGACAAACGCCUGUACUUGACACUUGGGAAAACAAAGAUUCUCUAC